Molecule: messenger RNA, 1005 nt
Organism: Trichoderma reesei QM6a
Lineage: Eukaryota; Fungi; Ascomycota; Sordariomycetes; Hypocreales; Hypocreaceae
Exons: 1
Coding region: 1-1005 (334 amino acids)
Source: RefSeq, a predicted model, not a curated record
AUGUCCAUGGUUGAAGUAUACGACCCAAUCAGAGGAGACGAAGAGCAUGUUCUCCAGCUACCCGGAGGGAGGCAGAUAGCCUACGCCCACAACGGCCCCCCAACAUCACGCACGGUCAUCCUCUUCUUCGUCGGUAUCAUGGGCGUUGGGACCGCGGCGAAUGUUCCUGAGCCGUGCCGUGAGAUCCAGGCUCAUUGGGUCGCUCCCACGCUUCCAGGCAUGGGAAGGUCGAGCACUCGCGACUGCUCGGUGCCGUACUACGUCAAUUUGGUAAAUGAUAUCAAUGCGCUGCUCAAUCACCUUUACCCCACAGGGGGGUUUGAUGCCCUCUAUGUCUCGGGAGGCUCAUAUGGUACGGUGCCAGCCCAAAUGCUCUACGGCGCCCCGUAUGAUCUCUUUCCCCCUGGUCGAAAGAUUGUUGGCAUGCUGUUGCUCAACGGCUUCUCUCCACUGAGGCACCACUCCGGUUAUGCGAAGCACCUUAGUUGGAACAACUGGGCAUCGAUUGGACCGCCCACAAGGAUUGUACCAUUUCGCCUACUGCAGCGUUUGUUCAAGUGUGCAGUUGGAUCCAAAUUGCAAUCCGUCGAGGGCGCAACGCAGUUCCUCAAGGCAACAGUGUUCGAUAAUAUGGACGAUGAAGAGAGGCGAAUCUUCCAAGAUUGGCUACAAAAGAAAAGUUUCGACGAGCAUACAGUCAUCGAGAAGAUGGCACGAAGCACAGUCCGUUGCUGCCAGAACUGGGACGGUUUCAUGGAGGUGUCGGAUACGAUUCAUUCUGACUGGGGAUUCGAUCCCCGUACCCUUGAUAAGGAGCAUUCUGCAAAGCCUGUCUUGAUUGUUGGAUCGGAGAAUGAUCAUAUUGGAGGCAGCACUAAUGACUGGCUUGUGGCCAGCUAUCAGUCUGCUAGAGAUCUCAAAUUGUUGCCUGGAGGUCACAUAUCCUCCUUGUUCUUCAUGGAUGACUUGUGGAGGGACAUGAUAGAGGCUUCCCGGAGUGCAUAG